AUGAGCCUCCUACCUUCCUCUGUGCAACCCUUCGUGGGCCCCCCACUUAAAGACCUCCACCCUCUGGCGUACACGUUAUGGAAAACGGACAUCUUGUCCCAAGCGUCAUCCCGCGAUGUCGUUGACAAGAUGUACCUCGAACUUGAUCAAGUCGAACACUCCGAACGCAACGUCGUGGAUCCGACUCUGUCGGAGACCAAUCGUGAUGAUGUCUCCAAUCCAACUGGUCCUGAAAUGGAGAGUGGAACAACACCCGUGACAACAACAGUGAUCGCACUCAUGGCCGCACUCAUCGUGUGGGUCGCAAUGACCAGGCUGCCAUUGCUGCUCGUGCGGCUGUUCCAACCAGACUCUGCCCUACUUUGCGACGUGUUUGCAUCACUACCCCACGAUCCUAUGCUUAUUGCGGGUACUACCCUCGCUCCCACCACUGUUGAACCGGGCGACCACUUCCCACCUCCUGUGGAUGCCGGUGACCAUGUCUUCGCUGAAGUCCCUUCCACCGAGUGGGUCUUCCACUGUUCCCACGCAGUGCCUUCUAUAUUCUUACUGCGGCGUCGGAAACACCGAUGGUUCUACAACGUCUACCAAUAUGUGUGGACGGUGUCCAUCCCCAUCCCCCAUUCCAAGUUGUCGAAGGUCAAGGCGUUUUCGCCCUCCAUGCGUGCCUUCGCUACUGUGAAAGCAACCCCAGUGACGCGCCGCUACCUAUGCCGCGACUCACGGAGGCAUCUCUGUCCGUUUUACGGCUCGGAUAUGUGCGAAAUCACCACCACUCUUGCUGAUGUGCUUCGUGCACCCAACAACGCCAUGGGUCUCUACUUGCAAGACCAAGUGCGAGUCCUCGACCGACCCGCACCGUGGGGGGCCAAGCACCUUCGUGGUCAAUUAUGUGAGCCUUAUGCUUACGCCAAAUCCAAGCGCAGUCCUUUCGACUCAUCUGCGGUCUUCCGCGCGGCCUCCUACCUUGCCCUCCUCCACUCCAAUGUCAAAGCACGAUUCUAUCGGCGGGUGUCCUACGAAUUAUUUCGAACGGACGCGAUGUCCAUUUUCAAACCUGAUGUUGGCGAGCUGCGCCACUCACCACCCAUGGAUAUCAGCACCCUCCUAAGCGACGACGCCAAAGAGUACGAGAAACUCGGGCGGAUCAUCAAGUCCAAGUACAAUACAAAACUCGGAUGGCUUUCUCCAACGCCGACUCCCCCCCGAAAAACGCCGUAG
Molecule: messenger RNA, 1221 nt
Organism: Aphanomyces astaci
Lineage: Eukaryota; Oomycota; Saprolegniomycetes; Saprolegniales; Verrucalvaceae
Exons: 8
Coding region: 1-1221 (406 amino acids)
Source: RefSeq, a predicted model, not a curated record